Molecule: messenger RNA, 951 nt
Organism: Pocillopora verrucosa
Lineage: Eukaryota; Metazoa; Cnidaria; Anthozoa; Scleractinia; Pocilloporidae
Product: trace amine-associated receptor 9-like
Biological process (GO): G protein-coupled receptor signaling pathway
Cellular component (GO): plasma membrane
Molecular function (GO): G protein-coupled receptor activity
Source: RefSeq, a predicted model, not a curated record
AUGGGAGAAAGACCAUUAUCGUCGGCUUCAAUGCUCAACUUUACUGAAGAAGAUGUCCUCGGGACAAUGCCGGAGCCACUCUGUACCCAUGGGAUUAACAGACUAGAUCAAAAGAUAUUGUUUUCCGUUGUAAAUGUUCCGCUGUCACUAAGUGCAGUUUUGGGAAAUGCUCUGGUUAUGAUUGCUCUUUAUGAAGUGACCACCCUUCGUCCUCCAUAUAAACUACUGCUGAGCUGUCUGGCGAGCACGGACCUGUGUGUGGGUCUCACGACUCAGCCAUUAUUCACUGUCCUGCUGUGGACCCAGGAACACUCAACUCCGUGUUUUGUGCUAAAGCUCAUCGCUCACAUCAUGGCAACAAUCUUUGGAGGGGUGUCGCUGGCCACACUCAGUGCGAUCAGCAUAGACCGACUCGUAGCUCUUCUGUUGGGUGUGCGAUACAGGCAAGUUGUAACUUUGAGAAAAGUGCAGAUCUGUGUUACCUCAUUUUGGUUCUUGGGUGUUGCAAUUUCUAUUUUGUACUUUUACCAUUUCCUUCUCCCUCUGGUCAUCACUGCUAUAUUAAUGCUGCUUUUCAUAGUAUCAUCAACGUUCUGUUACUCGAAAAUUUAUUGCACUCUAAGCAAAGUGAAAAGUGAUAUCUACCCGGGAGAACCGAGGAGAAUUUCAGUCCGUUGCCCACAGUUUACGGGGCGAUACAGAAAAACAGUAUCAAGCACAUUAUGUAUCCAAGUUUCAUUGGUAUUGUGUUAUCUUCCAUACGGAACGCUCGUUAUCGUUUUUGCAAUCACUGGAAUACAGUCGCCAUCUUUGAACUUUGCAUGGGCCGUCGCAGUAACUUUGGUUUUCUUUAACUCAACUUUAAAUCCAUUUCUUUAUUGUUGGAAAAACAGAGAAGUGAAACAAGCAGUGAAGGAAAAGAUAAGCCAUAUGUGCUUCUUCACACGCUAA